Messenger RNA from Tupaia belangeri chinensis (Chinese tree shrew), 814 nucleotides. RefSeq names its product saoe class I histocompatibility antigen, A alpha chain. NCBI's taxonomy places the organism in Eukaryota, Metazoa, Chordata, Mammalia, Scandentia, Tupaiidae. The record is from RefSeq and is a predicted model, not a curated record. Gene Ontology annotation, biological process: antigen processing and presentation of endogenous peptide antigen via MHC class Ib; immune response; positive regulation of T cell mediated cytotoxicity. Gene Ontology annotation, cellular component: external side of plasma membrane. Gene Ontology annotation, molecular function: peptide antigen binding; signaling receptor binding. The annotation marks the transcript as partial. The transcript is spliced from 4 exons.
GCCCUGACCGAGACCUGUGCGGGUGAGUGGAGGUCGGGGUCGGGGGGAACCGGCGUCACGGGAAGAGCGAAGAGACCGCCCGGCGGGGACGCGGGGCCCGGGAAGCCCGGUCUCCGCGUUGUCCCCUGUCCUGACCCCCGUGUCCGCCCCUCCGCUCACCCCUCCGUGUCUCGGGUCUCCGGAGCCUCGUUCCCUCCCGGCCCCGGGGUCCCCCCAGGCUCCCACUCCAUGAGAUAUUUCGAUACCGUCGUGUCCCGGUCGGGAGGGGAGCCCCGGUACAUUGAAGUCGGCUACGUGGACGACACGCAGUUCGUGCGGUUCGACAGCGACUCUGCGAGUCAGAGGGAAGAGCCGCGGGUACCCUGGAUGGACAAGGUGGACCCGGAGUACUGGGACCGGAACACGCGGAGAGCCAAGGACAACGCACAGACUUACCGACUGAGCUUGCAGACCCUGCUUGCCUACUACAACCUGAGCGAGGCCGGCUCUCACACCUUCCAGAGCAUGUACGGCUGCGAGGUGGGGUCUGACGGGCGCCUCCUCCGCGGGUACCGUCAGUACGCCUUCAAUGGCCGGGACUACAUCGCCCUGAACGAGGACCUGCGCUCCUGGACCGCGGCCGACAAGGUGGCCCAGCUCACCCAGCGCAAGUGGGAGGCGGCUGGUGGGGCAGAACUACGCAGGGCCUACCUGGAGGAGGAGUGCGUGCAGUGGCUGGGCAUCUACCUGGAGAACGGGAAGGAGACGCUGCAGCGCGCAGACCCCCCGAAGGCACACGUGACCCACCACCCCACCUCGCACCGCGAGCCCACCC